Molecule: messenger RNA, 798 nt
Organism: Manduca sexta (tobacco hornworm)
Lineage: Eukaryota; Metazoa; Arthropoda; Insecta; Lepidoptera; Sphingidae
Product: phosphoethanolamine N-methyltransferase 3-like
Exons: 1
Coding region: 1-798 (265 amino acids)
Molecular function (GO): S-adenosylmethionine-dependent methyltransferase activity
Source: RefSeq, a predicted model, not a curated record
AUGUCUGACUCAAAAUCAUUUCAAGAAUUUCUUGACAACGGACAAUAUUCCAAAAAUGGAGUUGAAAGGUACGAAUGGAUAUUUGGAGAAACCUUCCUUUCAAGUGGAGGUAUGGCCAUCACUCCGAAGGUCCUCAGACACGCUGAUCUAGGAAGCAACCCGAAGGUGCUGGACAUCGGCUCAGGGUUGGGAGGACACUCGUUCCUAAUCGCAGACAAUUUCGACGCGGAAGUCAUUGGCGUAGAUCUAUCGGUAAACAUGAUGGAUAUAGCCAACAAGCACCUCGAGAACAGGCCACACUUGAAAGACCGAGUCUCCUUCAGAAUAGAGGACUACACAAAAAGCGAUUUCCCAGCGGGCACCUUCGACAUGGUCUAUUCAAGAGAUUCUUUCAUCCACAUUGCUGAUAAAGUAAGCCUCUUUAAAAAUAUCUACAAAUGGCUGAAGCCCGGUGGUUACUUCUUAUUUACUGAUUACGUCAGGGGAGAAGAUGAGACAAAAUACAGUACAGAAUUCAGGGAAUACCUCAAAAAACGGGGGUACAACAUGUCAACUAUAACAGAGUAUAAGAAAAUUCUAAAAUCAGCUGGCUUUCGUGAUUUCGAAGUAAAAGACUGGGGAGUGGAGUGGAAGAAUAUACUUCAAGUUGAAGUGAACAGGCUUCAUUCCAGCAAGGAGGUGUUCCUGCGCAGGUUCUCGCGGCAGGACUUCGAUGAUUUGGAGAACGGGUGGCUGAACAAAAUCCGAAGAGUCGACGACGGACUCCAGGGCUGGGUGCUGACUGUUGCGAGGAAAUGA